Molecule: messenger RNA, 2875 nt
Organism: Dunckerocampus dactyliophorus (ringed pipefish)
Lineage: Eukaryota; Metazoa; Chordata; Actinopteri; Syngnathiformes; Syngnathidae
Gene: clpb
Product: ClpB family mitochondrial disaggregase
Exons: 16
Coding region: 193-2229 (678 amino acids)
Biological process (GO): cellular response to heat
Cellular component (GO): cytoplasm; mitochondrion
Molecular function (GO): ATP binding; protein binding; ATP hydrolysis activity
Source: RefSeq, a predicted model, not a curated record
CUUCGAGCACCAUCCAUGCUAGGAUGAGGCAAAGCGUUUGAAUGCGUGUGGCUGUUGUAAAUAGCUCCACGCAGAGACACUCGAGCUGCAUCAUUAGACAUAACAUGCUGGUUCCUUUAUGAUGUUUAUUCAUUCGUUUCUGAUAACCAAGGGGUUUCAUUCCUAACUUCUUUUCCGGGUGAGUUUUUCGCCAUGUUAUCGUCUCUUCCCACCAGGCUAUUUGCACGAAGGUCACGGAGCCUGUCACCGUGCAGCCGCGUCCUCCAGACUAGUGCAGGUGCUCCUGCAUGUCAGACCAUCCGACAGCCACCGGCGGAAAACAACCGCAACCCCAUCGUAUCCACGUCCCGCGUUUCAAGACGGGGGAUUUUGGCUGAUGACACUGCGGCUAACAGUGGGAAUCAGUCGAUGCAGUACCACCAUCUCGCCCCUAGAUGGCUGUCAAACCUGGAGAACCGUCGCAGCUCCUGGGCCGCGCUGGCCAGCAGAGGGCGCCACAACAAGCUGUACUGGGAGGACGGUGGUCAGAAAGAUGGAGGUGAAGGGCGAGGCACAGGAGGAGGAGCCAGCGGGGAACAAGUGGCCUGUGCCGGCGUGCUGUCUGCUGCAGCCGUGGCUUUCUGCCUGAAGAAAGACUCUGAUAACAAAGGCGAUGCCCUUUUGGAGGCAGCAAGGACCAACAACCCCCAAGAUGUGACCAGACUGUUGCAGGAAGGGGUUGAUCCAAACCACCGUCACCGUCUUGGCUGGACCGCUCUCAUGGUGGCUGCCAUGAACCGACAGCACAGUGUGGUGAAGGUUCUGCUUGAAGCUGGUGCUGACCCAAAUGCUGGAGAUCACUUCAACAAUGUUUAUGACACCUCGAGGGAGAAAGGCAUCCACUCACUGGAAGUCCUGGUGUCCAGAGAGGAUGAAUUCAGCAGCAGACUCAGCAGCAGAGCUGGUUUUCGUGGCUGCUCAGCGCUUCACUAUGCCACGCUGGCUGAUGACCCAGGCACCGUCCGUAUGCUGCUGGAGUUUGGUGCCAACCCCCUACAGACCAAUGGAUUGGGACACACAGCACGGGCCUAUGCCAAAGAAGGGGAAGUGGGCACACUUCUGCAGGAGUGGGAAGGCAAGUUCCAGGAGGCGCAGGCUAAGCGAGAGGCGGAGGAGAGGAGGAGGUUCCCCCUGGAGAGGAGGCUGAAGGAGCACAUCAUCGGACAGGAAGGGGCCAUCAAUACCGUCGCUUCAGCCAUCAGAAGGAAGGAGAACGGCUGGUACGAUGAAGAGCAUCCGCUCGUGUUCCUCUUCCUUGGCUCGUCAGGAAUUGGAAAGACGGAGUUGGCCAAACAGGUGGCGCGCUACAUGCACAAGGACAUCAAAAAGGGAUUCAUCCGGAUGGAUAUGUCCGAGUUCCAGGAGAAACAUGAGGUAGCAAAGUUCAUUGGCUCUCCACCAGGAUAUGUCGGACACGAGGAAGGAGGUCAGCUGACCAAACUGUUGCGGGCGUGUCCUAACGCUGUUGUCCUGUUUGAUGAGGUGGAUAAGGCUCACCCUGAUGUCCUCACCAUCAUGCUGCAGCUCUUUGACGAGGGUCGUCUCACGGACGGCAAGGGAAAGACCAUCGAAUGCAAAGACGCCAUCUUCAUCAUGACGUCAAACGUUGCAAGUGAAGAAAUCGCCCAGCAUGGUCUUCAGCUGCGGCAGGAAGCGGAGGAGGUCAGCCGCAGGAAGCUGGCAGAUAAUCUUGAGGAUGCACAGAAAGGUGAUGACAUCACAAUCUCAAGGCAGUUUAAAGACUCCGUUAUUCGGCCAAUCCUGAAGGCACAUUUCCGGAGGGACGAGUUUCUCGGUCGGAUCAAUGAAAUCGUCUACUUCCUGCCCUUCUGUCACUCGGAGCUGCUGCAGCUGGUCAGCAAAGAGCUUAGCUUCUGGGCUAAGAAGGCUAAGCAGCGCCAUGACAUCACUCUUCAGUGGGAUCGGCCAGUCCUGGACCUCCUGGCGGGCGGAUAUAACUUGCAUUAUGGAGCACGUUCCAUCAAACAUGAGGUGGAGCGGCGGGUGGUGAACCAGCUGGCUGCAGCCUACGAGCAGGAGCUGCUGCCCAAAGGCUGCACCCUGCGCCUCUCUGUCCAGGCCGAGAACCGGGAAGAACGCGGCGCGCCCAGUCUACGCUUGGAGGUGGUCGGGGAGGACAGCUCAUCCAGGACGCUGGACAUCCGCCCUCCGCUCAGCCCCGAACACUAAGGGUUUGGAACGUAUUUUAGCAAUAAAAAGUACCUCUGCUACCGCGACACAUCACUGCCUCACUUCUUUCACUACACACGUGCACUAGAAAUAUGCCAACUUUAACACCACCAGGACGCAUGUCUUGCACACUCGUAUGUGCGUCUUCAUGAUCACAAACAUGCUGUGUGAAGCAUCAGAUAGACAGUGAUGUUAAAAAUGUUUAUCAGAUAUUCUCUUUAUCAUAGAUGUGUGUGUUCCUUAGCAGGGUGAAGACCACAGAAGAUGUACAAAAUGUUUUGGUGCUGCACUGAAGGAUGAUUUUCACUUCAAUUUGAAUGCACAUUGUACGUAUACCAAGAAUCCCUCACCAGCACCGCCGCGUUGAUAAAUAUUACAGUACAAUUUAGCAGAGAUCACGCACAUCAGUCCAGCUGAAUCAUGGUGUUAUGUGAAGUGCUUCUGAUUAUGCAUGCUAAUUGUGAAAUGCUUGUGCUGUGUUGACAUGACGAGAAAUUUAGAGCUGUAAAGAAUAGAAGAUUCCCAUGAAUGGAUGCAUGGAUCAUAAAUGUUUCAGAUGUGAUGGAGCCACAUUUGUCACUCUUGUGUGCCAACCUCCAUGGUGUAAAUAAAGUCAUCGCAACAAAAAAGCUAAUUCUUGUUUUUG